UCCACCUUGCCACCGCACCGCAGUGCCACCGAUUUGAUGUUGAAUGAGCGCUGACACAUCCGUUACUCCGCGAGGGAUGCGGCUCCUCACCGACAUGACAUGAAACACUGAGCUCGGGCAAUGAGAAUGAGAAAUUUCUCUGGAUAAUUUUGUGACUUCCACGCCUUAACCGUUGGAGCUAAGCUUUCACAAGUUUUUUCUUUGGAUGCGAAUGCGAUGUCCUUUUUGAAUCCAUUCGGAACAGACCUUGAACGCUUUGAUGGACUAUCUCUCAUUUACUGGACACUCAUGGGUCCAUAUGGGGUCGACCGAGCUGUUCAUUCCAUGGAAUUCACAGACUGUGAGAAUGGACUGGGAAUUAAGGUCAUCGGAGGAGUGAAGGAGUUGACAGGUGAGGAGUUUGGAGUCUACGUUAAAAGGAUUUUACCCGGCGGCCUUGCUUCCAUUGAUGGGAACUUACAACCAGGAGACCAAAUACUGGAGGUGAAUGGGGAGACUUUGAUUGGAGUCACCAGUGACAGGGCGGUGGACAUUCUCAGAGCAGCGUCUUCUACCAAUCACAUGCGCCUUUUGAUCGCCAGGGAUGAAGAAGCCAGGAGAGAGUUUGGAGAGCUGCUGGAGAAGUACGGAAGCAGCGGCAGCACAGGCUCCACGCGGAACUCACCCAACCAGCAUGUAGGCAGAUAUCUGGACAGCUCGUCAUCCGGCUCCUCGUCGAGAUCCCAGAGUCCCCUGCUGCUGAGCCCAGCCGGCCAACAGAACAACUACAACAACACAGGACCUCUACUGCGCUCACUGAGUCACCCAGGGGAGGGGGUGAUCCAGCUGAUCACGCUGGCCAGGAGUUCCUGCAGUCUGGGCAUCACCCUGGGAGGAGGCUCCAACAAGCCCGACGGACCGGCCAUAUUCAUCCAGGAAGUACUGUCUGGAGGAGACUGCCACCGGGAUGGGCGAUUAAGACCAGGAGAUCAGCUGAUUGCCAUAAACAAGGAGUCCUUGAUUGGAGUCACCCACGAAGAAGCCAAAACUAUGGUCAACAAAGUCAAAUUCAGCCAGGACAGUGUGGUUGAGAUUGCCUUCAUCCCUGGCAAGGGCCUCUUCCCCAGCAGCGCCUCCCUCCACAACGGCGUCCAGAGGGGCACGGCCAACGGCUUUGCCCCCAGCCGCUUAAAAGUGCACGUUCGCGCCCCAGAGAUAUUCCCUGAAGAACCUGCCCAAGUGCCUUCAUCCACUCCUGAAAUCUGCCACACAGAAGUUCACACCCCAGGCACAGGAUCCACAGCAGCAUGUCCGAGACCUGCCAUCGUAGCCACCACUGUAGCCGCCACCGUAGCCAAACCCAAGAUCACCUUGGACCCCCACAUACGCCUCAAGUCCGAGAAGCUCGAACUGGCGCUGACGUACCUGGGCCUGGACAUCAGCGAGGACAAGAGGCGGAAGCUGAGACAGAGCCUCGCCACAGACCCCCAGGGCAACGUGUCAUACGGAGAUUUUGUGGAGGCCACUCGCAUGGUGUUCCCAGAGAAGCUGGAGGAGGCGGGACUUCUCCAGGGCCCAUUCAUGUUCUCCUAUCAGGAGGCAGCCAGUCUGAUGGACACCUCCGCCUUCCAUUCACCAACGUAUGAGUCGGAGUGCAGCUACAGCAGUGAGGAGCUGGAACACUUCCAGACGGAGGUGAAGCAGCUCCAGCAACACGUCAAGCAGCUCCAGGUGAUGCUGAAGGACUCGGAGGGCGGCAAGAAAGAGCUGGAGGAAGAGAUCCAGAAACACGCAGAGAAGAGCCCGCCGGCUGUACCAGAGGAGGAGAGCAAGAGUGUGAAGGCGGAGCGGGGGCCUCCUGCAUCAUCGACGGUGGAGACGGAGGCGGUGGUGGAGGCGGAGCCUGGGCCGGGAUCGGGGGUGGGGCCAGUGCGGUCAGUGGAUUUGGGGGCGGAGCCACGACAGUCCAACAGCGCGGAGCAAGACUACGAGGAAGUUAUCCAGCUGCUGGAGGCGGAGAUCAGAGACCUCAAGAACCAGCUGGCCGGGAAGAAGCAGCGCGGACACGAAGCCACCAAGGAGGACGUGAUGGACCUGAACAGGAAGUUGACGGCCAUCGACACACAGCUGCGGAGAUCAGAGCUGACGCGCAAACACCUGGAGAUCUCCAACAGGAAGCUUCUGGGGUUCGCUCAGAAUGUACAUAAAGUUCUCACCACCACAACGUUGUUUGGACCAGAGAGUGGGAGCUGUCGGUCCUCGCCGGCCGCAGACAGCCCAGACACCCCGUCCCCCGUCCCCGUACCCGACCCCGCCUGUCAGCUGGCUGCCGAAGCCAAGGAGUUGGUGGACGGCGUGUGCUCCCUCUGCACCGAGCCUUCAGGUGGUGUGGUGGUACGGCAUGAUUCAGAAGAGGCAGGAAGCAAGUGUUGCGAAGAUCAGUCGACGCUGUGGCCACCCCCUCCUGGCCGGCAGAGUCUCUAGAUGAGCGGAGCGGAGCAUCAGGCAGACAAGACACCGUCCCGAAGAUCAGCUGACUCACAGGAAGGAGGAUGUGGCACAAACCCGACCUGAGACUAAACACUGUAGAGGCAGAGUCUGUGAGGAGGCUUUGAAGUGAAUGUUAGUUGAAAGCUUUAUUUUUUUCUCUCUCUCGUCGUCGUCGUCUGGAUUGCUUUGUCACUGGAAAGCUACUGUGUGUAGAGAGGACGUUCUUUCCCCCUUUCCAGAUACAUACAACUGUAUCUUGUAUAAUAAUAUACCUUGUUACCAUGCAGGCAGAGUGCUUUCGCGCUGUUUUUUGGAAAAGUUGCUCAGAGCGAUCAUGGCGACAUCAUUGUUGUUGCCACUGAUGGGAGCCAGGCAGCCAAGUCAAGUUGCUGGGCCACCUUAUGGACUACAAGCCCCACGAUGCAUUGCAGCAUCACAGGAAAGCAGUACAGCCAAGAAGUUCCUACUAUGUACUUCGGUGGUCCCAAUAGGAGGGACGCUCCAGAUUCCACACAUCUCAUUAUUUGAUAUGAUGCACAUUUGUAUUUGUUCUAAGAAGAAGUGCUCUGACAUUAUAAAUAUUUUGUAUAUUUUGA
Messenger RNA from Engraulis encrasicolus (European anchovy), 3065 nucleotides. RefSeq names its product syntaxin-binding protein 4. The transcript is spliced from 22 exons. Gene Ontology annotation, molecular function: protein binding. The coding region runs from base 217 to 2463 and encodes 748 amino acids. The record is from RefSeq and is a predicted model, not a curated record. NCBI's taxonomy places the organism in Eukaryota, Metazoa, Chordata, Actinopteri, Clupeiformes, Engraulidae.